AUGGACCACACACUCCACCUCCACGUCCCGUUCGAGUCCGCGCGCCUCGCUGAUAUCGCCGCGCGUGCGCUUGCUCCCGACCCGCUGCUGCGUCCGGAAGAGCUAUCCGUUUCCUUCGCAUCAGAUGGCGCGAGCCUGAACAUCAAGCUCGCUGCUAUCGACGCACGCGUGCUACGCGUGGCCACCAACAGCAUCUUCGAGGCGCUCAAGACUGUCGUGGAGACCGCCGAUGAGCUCGAUUUCUAA
Eremothecium gossypii ATCC 10895 is the source of this 246-nucleotide messenger RNA. It is a transcript of the gene PCC1, whose product is annotated as chromatin DNA-binding EKC/KEOPS complex subunit PCC1. Bases 1 to 246 code for a protein of 81 amino acids. Gene Ontology annotation, cellular component: EKC/KEOPS complex. NCBI's taxonomy places the organism in Eukaryota, Fungi, Ascomycota, Saccharomycetes, Saccharomycetales, Saccharomycetaceae. The record is from RefSeq and is marked provisional. The transcript has 2 exons.